GCCAACAAUAAAAAAAAGUAGCAGCAAACGUAAGCAGCGCAGCUUAACUCUUUUUUUUACGGCUGCACAGAAAAGUAAUCUGGUUUUUAUGUUUUACUUUGCACGAAGCGCGCGCUAAUGCUAACGAGUGUAUAUGUGUGUGUUUCUGUGAUGUGUGAUAGUGUGUUUAUGUUUGUAGAAAACAUAAACAACAAUUGAUGCCUGUUACAGUUUUACAUUUGUUUACUUUUGUGUGUCAACUUUCGUCGCGCUUUUGCAGCUUACGAAAAACAAGGCGAAGCGUGAACUAAUUAAAAAAAUACUUUUCCACACAAUUAACAGGCGUCGCUGCAGCAAAUUUGGCCUGGAGCCGGGUCAUCGCGCUUAGGAGCAACUCGCCAUGCAUCGCCCACUGAAGCCGCACGCAUCCACGGCACAAGCUAAGAAGGUACAGCCACCCACAAUACCCGGCGACAAGCCGCAGCAAUCAAUACCCACUUCGCCCAUUGGUGGCGCUCAUCAUCAACAGCCGCUGAUACCGCUCUACAGGCUAAGCGGUCCCUUGCGGCAUCAUCAACAGCAGCUGCAGCAACUAGACGAUGGCAUUUGUAGCAUGAGUGGCAGCAGCAUUGUCUCGUCGCCCUCGCUGGAGGAGGGCGGCUUCAACUUGCCACGCGAAACAAGCGUCGCGUUGCGUCUGAAGGAUGAAGCUGUUGCACCAGCAACUGCAGUGCAGCCAGCCGGAGCAGCAGCAGCGGCGGCGGCGGCAGCUGGUGUCGCCGGCAGCAAAGCCCCCAAUAUUGUGCCAUGCCCACCGCCUGUGUUUUGUGCCACGCUGCGCGAGCCGCUUACACACAAGGCUGCAGUUUACUAUCAUCAGCAGCUGGCGCUGCAAGAGGAUCAGGGCAUUGACUUGACCCAAUCGCCAGGACGCGACUCACCCGGUUCGUCAUCGGGCUCCGCUGGCUCCGGCUCGCGUCACAGCACUGCGAGCCUGGACUCUGGUCGUGCCUCCUCCUAUUUGACAGGCGUCUCCUCGUCGGGCGCCUCUUCCAUACGCGCUCCGCUCUCCUCGCCACGCUGCAGUUCUGUUAGCUCGUGCUCCAUUGGCAGCGUCGAUAGGCAGCGCAACGAUGAGCUCAUCAUUGACUGGCUGCUCGAGAUGAAGCACGAGGAGUAUGCGCAGCUCUUCAUAGCCGCCGGCUACGAUUUGCCAACUAUAGCACGCAUGACCCCAGAGGAUCUCACAGCCAUUGGCAUCAAGAAUCCGCAUCAUCGUGAGCGCAUCAAGCAGCGCAUCGACAAGCUGCAAGUGCUCGACAAUUUGCCACACUUUGUGCCCGGUUCCAUUGAGGAAUGGCUACAACUGUUGCGCCUCGAAGAGUAUAUACAGCCACUGCUGGAGCAAAACUAUAAAACUGUGCGUGAUGUCACCCAAGUCACUUGGGAGGAUCUCGAGGAUAUUGGCAUAGUCAAGUUGGGACAUCAGAAGAAAAUUCUAUUGGCCAUCAAGAGAGUCAAGGACAUUAUCAGCGGCAAAUGGAAUCCAGGCGGUGGCAGUGCUUAUCAGCAACAGGUGCGACAGCCGCGCGGCAAGAGUCUCGAAUCGCUGGAGGACAUACACGACAACAGCACGCGCAGCCAUUUGACCUUUAGCCAUUACACCACCACAGACUACGGACACUUUGGGCCGCCCACAACGGCGGCUGCAGCAGCAGCAAUGGCAUUGCAACAGCAGCAGCAGCAACAUCAUCAGCUGCUGCAACAGCAACAGGCAGCACAGGCGCGCAUGCUGGGCAAUAAUGCGGCCGCCAUGGCCUGGCGUCGUUCCUACGAUGAUGGCGACAUUACACCCACCAAUGAUGCCACUCGCGAGUUAAUCUAUGAGGAGGGCGGUGGCACGCUGCCACGUCAACAGCGUGGCAUACUACAGCGUGCUGUGCUGAACACCAUGCCGCCACUAGAGCAUCACCAUUAUAUGAAUGCAGCAGCAGCAGCGGCGGAAUACGGCACAGCUGGUGGUGGUGGUGUUGCUGCCGAUGGCGUAACAGCUUAUCUAAGUGGCAGUCCUUUGACGGGCAAAAAGAUUGCGCCCGAGCCACCGCGUCGUCAUUGCAGCAUACGCAACUCGCGUCAGCUAAGCGGAGAUGGGCAGCAGCCAGCCGCCUCAGCUGGUCAACAGCAGCAGCAGCAGCAACUGCAACAAUCGCAGCAAGCACAACAUAUGUUCUAUGGCCACAAUAGCACGCAGCACUGGCAACAGCAGGCAGGCGGCGCACUGAGCUCUCAGCAGCAGCAGCAGCAGCAGCCAAUCUAUGCCAACUACGCCACCAUACAGCAGACCACGGCUGAGAUACACUGCGAGAAGUAUCACGACAAUAAAUCAAACUCAAGCAUCGAUUCGAUUGAUACGAUACCGUUUGCCAAUGAGAACACCGGCACUAUCAAGCAGCGUCUGCUCAACCGCCAGGAGCUGCAGGCAGCGGGCACAGCAAAUGGAGCACAUCACGCUGGCACACAUCUGCACUCCUCGAGCUCCAGCUCGAGCUCAUCGUCAACCAACACCAUUGCCAACAUAGCGCACUCGUUCCAUUCGCUAAAAUCUUCCAGCUCGCUGCACGAUGCCACUUUGGCACGCAGCGACAGCAUGUGCAGCACGGCGAGCGCCGGCAGCAGUGCGCUGCAUUUGCGUUCGCCUACUCUGGAUGUGGCAACAGCCGUUGGGACAGCUGAGGUGGCUGCAGCGCCAGAGGUGGCAGCCACAGCGACAACGCCUGGAAGCAGCAGCAGCGGCGGCGGCGGCGGCGUGCCGCCAAAGGUGUCGGUCAAUGUGCUUAACGAUAUUGGCAACAUGUUGGCCAAUUUGACAGAUGAGCUGGAUGCAAUGCUUGAGGAAGAGAAGCGUGUUGGCCUCAACAUUGACAGCGAGUAAAGCCUGUGGCUAAACUUUGUGCUAAUUAUUAACUAAACCAACAACAACAACAACCACAACCAUGUAGUGUAGCUGAAUUGUUUUAUGUUACCCCCUACGCUUGUAAAUUUCUUGUGUUUUUUUUUAAGUUGUGUAAAUUUUUGCUCAUUUUGUUUUUAAAGCAUUGUCUAAUCUUGGCAUACCUGUAAAAUUUAUGAAAAUUGUUGCUGUAGACAAUUUCCAAUACACAGCACUAUCCGCAGAGCAUUAAAUUAAACUGAAAAUAUAGCAUCAGUGUUGUGUGUAGCAUUGAGUAAAACUUUAGAUGAACAUAUAUAUAUAUAAAUAUAUAAAAUAUACACACUAUAAUAAUGUGACUUACUGAACUUGAUUCAAAACUAUGUAAAAGUUUUCAUAUUUAAUUUUUUUUACUACUUGAACUAAAGCGCAUGCACAUGCAUGGUAAUGUCUUGGCAACUUUUUGUUUAUUUUAUGUACACAACUUUGUAAUGUGUAUUAAAUACAACUUGAUAAACUACAACAGAACAGAAAAGCUUUUGAGAAUCGUAUACUUUUGUACUUUCCCUAACAAUGAUGAAUACAAAAAUAAAAGCAGUUAAAGUCUAAGUAUAUUCUAAACAAAUAAUGAAAAGUAAGCACAAAAUGCAUAGUUAAUAU
Drosophila busckii is the source of this 3568-nucleotide messenger RNA. It is a transcript of the gene ckn, whose product is annotated as caskin-2. The record is from RefSeq and is a predicted model, not a curated record. The transcript is spliced from 5 exons. Lineage: Eukaryota; Metazoa; Arthropoda; Insecta; Diptera; Drosophilidae. Gene Ontology annotation, biological process: axonogenesis; cell surface receptor protein tyrosine phosphatase signaling pathway. The coding region runs from base 380 to 2911 and encodes 843 amino acids. Gene Ontology annotation, molecular function: signaling adaptor activity; protein phosphatase binding. Gene Ontology annotation, cellular component: focal adhesion; axon.